Messenger RNA from Benincasa hispida (wax gourd), 907 nucleotides. NCBI's taxonomy places the organism in Eukaryota, Viridiplantae, Streptophyta, Magnoliopsida, Cucurbitales, Cucurbitaceae. The record is from RefSeq and is a predicted model, not a curated record.
ACAGAAAAAACAGAGGGUCCCCAUUUGUCAUUUGGAGGUCCAACAAUGGCGACUGCUCCCCAUUGCCAUGGCUCCCACCUUCUUCUUCUUCUUCUUCUUCUUCUUCUUCUUCUUCUCUCUUAGUACAAUUUCCGUGCUCUCUCCAUAAAUACCUAACCCUAUAAUCCCAAUCCCAAUCCCUUUCCAAAUCCCACCCCCAAAAAUUCCCCCAAAAAUGGCCAUUCCCAAACCCGCCACUCUCAAGCAAAUCGUCAAACGCUGCUCCAGUCUAGGCCGAAAACAAGACGCCACCGCCGCCGCCGCACCGGCCUACGACGGCGUUCCCAAGGGACAUUUCGCCGUCUAUGUCGGCGAAAAUCGGAGCCGAUAUGUCGUCCCGAUUUCGCUCUUGACUCACCCCGAUUUUCAGUGCCUCCUCCGUCUCGCCGAGGAGGAAUUUGGUUUCCACCACCAUAUGGGCCUCACUAUUCCUUGUGAAGAGGUGGUUUUCCGGUCACUCACCGCCGCCCUCAAAUGAACCCACCGGCCACCGCCGCUAAAUUGCACAAAUUCCUCCUCAUUUUUGUUUUUCUAUUUUAUUUGUGUUAUUAUUUUUUUCCCUUUUUUUUCUUGGGUUGAAUUCUUUUCUUCUUCUUCUUCUUCUUCUUCUUUUUUUUUUUUUUUACCCUUUUUCGAGGGUUUUUUUUUGGUGUCAUGAAUAUGAUGACCACUUUUGACUUGAUGAAACCAAGCUCCAAAAAAAGAAAACUAAAAAAAGUGUAGAAAUGGGGUUUGUGUAGUAUUGUAUAAAUAUUUAUUUAGUAGCAUGGGAGAUUUUCCUCAUAGUGGUGGAAUAUUGGUUUCUUCAUACACCCUAUGAGAGAUGUAUUCUAAAUUACCAAUCCAAAUGUGUUAAUUAAUUUAAUUC